AUGAGAGAAUCCAAUGUCAGCGUUGUUUGGAACAAUAGAGCCUCCGUUACGAUCAACACGGUUUUGUAUGACCGGCGGGCUCUUGACUGUGAUUCAGAAAUGGCGCUUAUGAAUUCCUUGAGUCAUCUUGCGUACUUAACGUCCACUUCACCCAAAAUCAGAGAAAUAUUAACCAUAGACGGUGGCUUAGUUCGUUUGAUGAAUAUUUUGCGAGCUGGAAGAGGACAAACGUUUGCUCGUAUGACUAUUUGGCAGCUAGCCUUGCAAUGUGUCGUCAAUGUCGGUAUCCGAGGUUCUGAAGCUAUUAGGAUCCGUGUUGUUGAAGCAGGAAUCGUUCCGAUCGUUGUGACACUCUUGGAUGAUUUUUUGUUUGCCCUUGAAUCUGUGGUUCCUUCUACGAAUCGACCACCAGUUGCUUUCACAUCUGUUUCCACGCCUCCACCAAACAACUCUUUAGCUCCGUUAGACUCAAACUCCAUGGAUGCGAUUACUGAAAAUAACUCUCCUUUAAAUUCAUUAUUUGUAGGCAGUGAGUCCUCUUCUCCUCACCUGAAUAACACCUCUGGACGGAGGAACAUUGCUAUUGAGGUUAGAGACAACGAUUUUCAAAAUCGAACUCGCUCGACAAACCGCGAAGAUACUGGACGAGAAUUUACAGAGACCGGUUCUUCCCAGGGUCAUUCUGCUGUCUUUCCCCAAGACGCAUAUGGUGAUUCUCAAGUCCAAUCUCCAUUUACCCUUCCAAGAUUGCCAUCUUCAACCUCAACUACGUCCUUGUCUAACGAAAAUAUCAAUCCCGCCUCAUCCCCUUCUUCCCCAAAUUUGCCCCAAAACCCAGCUGUUUCUGGAGGCAGCUCAAAUCCCGAAACUGCUUCUUCUGGUCCCUCUGAUUCUUCAAAUCUCUUCACACCUUUACCUGUAAACCCUUUAAAUUCAGUCCAAGAAUCGUCUCGUGUAUCAGAUCAAUUAUCUAUGUCCAUAGCUCAGCAACAGGCAAUCAUUCGCCGACGCCGUGCUCAGAGAGCAAUAUCUAUUCCAACUCCCUUAGUAUUGUUCGAAGCACGACGAUUAGAAAAUACUGCGGACUUUCAAGGAAUUGCUUCUUUUUUCGAUAAUUUCGACAAAAAAAUUAAUAAGCUCCCUAGGGAGGAGGAUAUACUUUACGGGUUGCAAAUCUUGGCAUAUACAAGUAAAAAUUACUUCCACUUACGCUCCCAUUUUGAAGCAUCCAAAGACGUGCCUGGCUUACGCAUGUCACCCUUGCGCAGUGGGAACAGAGUAUGGAAUACAUUUCAGCUUGUUGAGCAGUUUACCUUAAAACUGUAUCCUCCCCAAAUUCAGUACUGGGCUAGAGCUAUAAUGAACAAUUACUGUCGAAAGGAUGAAAGCCGUGGUGGAAUUCGUCGUUGCGCAAGUUUACAAUGCAAUAAAUGGGAAGAACAUAGUCGACAAUUUGCCAAAUGCAGGCGUUGUCGUCGUACAAAAUAUUGCAGCAAGGAGUGUCAGCAACAAGCAUGGCCAGGACAUAGUCGGUGGUGCCGUGUGAUCCACAAAGAUGUUCGAUCUUCUAGACGAGACAUUGGAAAGCAAGCUUCUCAAACGUCGGGAGCGGAAGUUGAAUCAGAACCUCUUACAACGAACUCUGGUGUCGUGAUACCUAGUAAUACUCCAGAAGCGACUGACGCCAACUCGUCAACCGCAACUAUACAAAACUCUAAUACAUAA
This is a messenger RNA of Schizosaccharomyces osmophilus, 1725 nucleotides long. RefSeq names its product Armadillo-type fold protein (gene mub1). Lineage: Eukaryota; Fungi; Ascomycota; Schizosaccharomycetes; Schizosaccharomycetales; Schizosaccharomycetaceae. The coding region runs from base 1 to 1725 and encodes 574 amino acids. The record is from RefSeq and is a predicted model, not a curated record. Gene Ontology annotation, biological process: ubiquitin-dependent protein catabolic process; establishment or maintenance of cell polarity. Gene Ontology annotation, cellular component: MUB1-RAD6-UBR2 ubiquitin ligase complex. The transcript has a single exon.